AUGUUCGAGUUCGCGAGCAAAACGUAAACUACUUCACUCUGCACAAGAUCUCCAACGUAAACGUUUUUUGGUAUAUUUAAAUAUAAUAAAAGAAAUUAGUAAUAAUUUUAGAUGUUUUAAAAGUGAAAGACUCUGCCGAGAGUAUCCGCAGUAGCAGUUAUGGAUGAAGGAGAGUACACGGCGUCAUCUUCAGCCGGCGGUGGCGGCGCCAAAAAAUCUGGCGUGGGUAAACAGCAUAAUACCUUGCCAUUUUGGGGCAAUGAGACAUCAAUGAAUCUGAAUCCCCUCAUUUUGGCCAAUAUACAAAGUUCCAGCUAUUUUAAAGUGCACUUGUUUAAACUGAAAACCUAUCAUGAGGUUGUCGAUGAGAUCUAUUACCAAGUCAAGCACAUGGAGCCAUGGGAGCGAGGCUCACGCAAAACCUCCGGCCAGACGGGCAUGUGCGGCGGUGUGCGUGGCGUUGGGGCUGGCGGUAUUGUUUCGACAGCCUAUUGUCUGCUCUAUAAGCUAUAUACUCUACGCUUGACCCGCAAACAAAUAAACGGUUUGCUCAACCACACGGAUUCGGCCUAUAUACGGGCACUAGGCUUUAUGUACUUACGCUAUACCCAACCACCGGGUGAUCUUUAUGAAUGGUAUAAGGAUUAUCUACAGGAUGAAGAAGAAAUUGAUGUCAAGGCAGGCGGCGGCCAGGUUCUUACCAUGGGUCAAAUGGUUUAUCAAUUUAUGACCAAAUUGGAUUGGUUCUCCACACUUUUUCCACGCAUCCCGGUGCCCAUUCAAAAGCAAAUUGAAAAGAAAAUUGAGCAAUAUUGUCGAGAGGAGGGGAUAACUGUGAAUCAGUUAAGCACAGGGCGUACUGCAGCGGGAGCAACACCAGGAGGUGCUGUUAAUGCAGGCGGUGGUGGUAAUCCUGAUGAUAAUGAUUACCAGGAAUGGAAUGAGGGUGGUGGUGGUGGUGGUGGUGGUGUUGGGGUUAGUGGUGUUGGUUUAGGGGUAGGCGGCGGCGGAGGUGGGUGUGGCCCUGGCGGACGAUCAGCAUCUCGUCCAGCCAACUAUCGCAAUGAUCACGAUGAUCGCGAUCACAGAGGGCCCCCCAUUCGUGGCUAUGAUUAUGAUGAAUAUCCACCUCCAAUGGCUGCCCAGCAGAUGCUUUACCCUGGCGAUCGGGUUAGGGAGCGGGAUCGUGAAAGAGAUCGCGAUCGCGAUCAAGGUCGUGAGCGAGAGCGUCACCGUAGCAAACACAAGAAAAAGCAUAAACAUCGGCAACACUCCAGAAGUCGUAGCCGUAGCCGGAGCAGAAGUAGUAGGCAUGAAAAGAAAAUACGAGACGGUAGCGAAAGAAGCAGCCGGCACAAUCGCCACAAUGAUCACUACGAUGAUAGGGAGAGAAGAUAUAGGUGAAGAUCGUGGACUUCUUCCACAAUUUGUUCACCACCUGCUCCACCUUGCAACAGUUGUUUUAUAUUAUAUAUAUAUAUUUUUUUUUAAUUUCCUAGCCGAUUCUUAUACUUUUAUGGUCGAAGAACCACACAAUCAAUUUUUUAAUUAUACAUAUAAAUGAAGUCGCUUUUUUCGGCUUCCUACUCAGGUUACACGCACAUCCACACACUCAGACACACACCCACAAACACACACCCCCUCCCCUCACAGACAAACAACUAGCAUAAUGGCUAACAAAUAUUUUGUAAUUUUUGCUGUUUAAUUAUAGAUUUAAAGUUGAGUUUUUUAAAGUGCGCAGAUAUAAAUAAAGUAAAAAGUAAAUAUUUGUUUAAAAGAAAGGAAUAAAUAAAUAAUAAAAAUGUUA
This is a messenger RNA of Drosophila willistoni, 1807 nucleotides long. Its product is annotated as pre-mRNA-splicing factor 38B. The record is from RefSeq and is a predicted model, not a curated record. Gene Ontology annotation, cellular component: precatalytic spliceosome. The transcript has 6 exons. NCBI's taxonomy places the organism in Eukaryota, Metazoa, Arthropoda, Insecta, Diptera, Drosophilidae. Bases 160 to 1404 code for a protein of 414 amino acids.